Molecule: messenger RNA, 2379 nt
Organism: Hyaloscypha bicolor E
Lineage: Eukaryota; Fungi; Ascomycota; Leotiomycetes; Helotiales; Hyaloscyphaceae
Exons: 1
Coding region: 1-2379 (792 amino acids)
Biological process (GO): telomere maintenance via telomere lengthening
Molecular function (GO): double-stranded telomeric DNA binding
Source: RefSeq, a predicted model, not a curated record
AUGGCACAACCUCAACACUUCCAGAAGCGGCCUGGCUCCAUGAACUUCCAACCGCAAUCCACCUUUAGUCCUCGCAAUCUCAGUAUGGGCAGCGACCGGAGCAGCCACCCACAGACUCCCCACUUGCCUCCUCCUCAAUCCGAGCCGCCUUCACCAAGGCAGAAGAGUCCUCUUUCCAUUUCUGGAACUCGGACUUCUCAGACAGCGCCUAGAAGGCCUCUGAAGCGAAGACCAAUCCCAGAAUCAGAGCAGCCCAAAUGGCGUGAGUAUCCGCUCCCCACGGAAGAAACGAACUCCAGGCUGGACGAAACGGAUCCAUUGGGCAACAAGCGUGUGCGUGUCGCCGAGCGUAAAGAGAUUGCAAGGAAACCUGGAAAGGGGAGAAAAGAUGAGCAACCAAAGGAAGUUAUGGGACAAGCAGGUCCGAGUCAACGUCCUGCUAUCGAAGCCAGGGACGUCUACCGUAGUCAAACGGAUAGUCAUGAUUGGAGCAGGGGGCCAACCUGCUCACACCUCGCUUGGGGAAAGGGUGAAGAGCAAAUGGAAUCCAAGAAAGUUCCCGGUCUGCGUAAAGAUGCAGGGGAGAACGAAACAAGAUACCUGUUGGAUGAAUAUUGCGGAGGCCAGCCCUCUGACAUAACUCCACCCGAGCUCAUCGAGGAAUUAAGAGCCAUCGACCAACAAUGGAAUCUUCAAAAGUCGAGGCAACCAAGGCCCUCGGGACCGGCUCCUCUGGGAUCUUUCCAACGCUCAAAUGCUGAGCUCAAGGUCCCUCAACUAUCUCUUCCCCACAGACCUAAAUCCUCAACAUGUACAUCUCCAAAGAAUGGGGUUAACAUAUUCGGGGUAGACCUCCUAGGUACAGGAGCUGUCGUUAACCGAAACCAAGCCAAUGCUUUGAUGAGAUCCAUGUCUUUCCAUCAAGCGUUGCGAGGGCAGGAAGAAAUCCUUCGACGCUAUUAUGGGGCACAGUAUGAAGCUCUCCCUUCCCAAGGAGUGCAAAAGAGAACCACUAGCCUCAGCAAGGCUAGAGAAGUUAAAAGGACUCGUGAGGAUUUGGCAAGCUUGCUCAAAAAAGAUCCUAUCGACUUCGGCCACCCAGGUCCUUCAUUGCCCUUGUCGCCUUCUGAACAAGCCAGUAAACUUGAACGCGAAAUCCGUGAAGAGGAAGAGAGGGGUGAGAAAGGGAUUAACGAGUCCAAAGGCUUAUUCUGGGGCCGUGCUGCAGUUCCGGAAUCCAUCGCUUCUAAAACUCAGGGCAAGAAAAUUGUCUCACAGCCACCCCAGAAUGUUGCUGAGCUACCCAGCGGGAAAGAGGACCGGUAUUGGAGUGACAAGCCUUUGAAAGCUGAGGAGUCAGUGGAGUCCAAGGUUGAGCAGCGAUUACCGACGCCUGAUUUCUGGAGCUCCACCACCCGUACUGAACCUUAUGGACAGUUCAAGAUCCGCAAGUCAUUGGAGGGUGGUCUUGGUGACGUAGAUUCUGCUCCUGGGGUAAUGCCUCGUCCGAAUAAUCCAGCAGAAGUUCGAGACUUCAAAUCGGCUCUCCAUAUGCUAAGGGAGAUGCCACCCCCAGCUCACCGCCGCCCGGGAGUGCCGAGUGCAAAACGACCUUGGACGACCGUGGAAGAGGGGUGCUUGAUGAUGGGUCUCGAGAUGGUCCAGGGGCCGUACUGGAGUCAGAUUUUGGCUCUCUUUGGACGAGGGGGUUCUCACGGCGAGCAGCUCAAGGAUCGAACUGAAGCCCAACUUAAGGACAGGGCGAGGAACCUCAGGUUGUUGUUCUUGGAGAAUGGUACCGAGAUUCCUUCUUGCCUACAAGCCGUUCUCGGCCAUCCCAUUAUUCGAGUACCAAUGGCGGAGAUGAGGCUCCAUGCUCAGGAGCAGAUGCAGGAAGGGCUUGAUGAUGUACUUGCUGGUUCUGGUUCUAUGAUGAAGCCCGCGAAGCGUCAAGAGCGUGAGAAAUGUAUGGCCGUAGAUGAGCUUAAGCAGGCUACUGGUGCCUCUAUUGGAGCAGCAACUCCUGACGGCGAUUCCAUGGCAGGAGGUCCCGCUGUUUCCAACGUCAUCAAUGAUUUAACGAGGAUAUCACCUCCGUCUACAGCGGCUGGCGGAACUGUUCCUGCAAACUUCGAUCAAUUCUUAGCUAGACUGGAGACUAGAAACACAGCGGGACUUGAGGGUAGGGUAGCAGGGAGUCGCUAUUCCGCACCACCUAUUCAAUGUGUGCCAUACCCAAGCCUGGCAAAGCGGACGAAUCAGCCUCCUGCUGAGACGGAAACUACGGAGGUUUGUGGCGAGUAUGAAGAGGUUAGCUUCAAAGAUGAAGAAACUCCCGAGGGAAACGUUGGAGAGGGGGAAGAUUGGAUUGUGGUUUAA